GGCGCUUCGCGACGUCCGAGGACAACAUGUCGGGGAACGGAGGCAACCUGGAGUAAGCCUGCCGCUAAACUGCGCCCCGCCGUCAGGAGACCGCCGGAGCAAAUCAAUACAUACAUACCGGGAGUGUCGGGGGGAGUUGUUCCCGGCUGAUCCUCCGUCUGAGAAGAUGGGAGAUGCGGCGGAGGACAUCAUCCUCAGGGGGAUGAGACGGACCUUCAUCGUCCCCUCCAUCAAGAGCUUCGACCACUACGACUUCACCAGGGCCAAGAUCUCCUGCAGCCUGACGUGGCUGGUGGCCAAGGCGUUCGGAUCGGAUGCAGUACCAGAGGAGCUGGCCGAGCCUCUAUACAGGGACCAGUACAACCAGGAGCACCUGAAGCCCCCGGUGGCCUGCCUGCUCCAGUCCGCGGAGCUCUACUGCCGGGCGGGAAGCCUGAUCCUCCGCAGCGAUGCUGUCAAACCGCUGCUGGGACACAACGCGGUCAUCCAGGCCCUGGCCCAGAAAGGCCUGUACGUCACCGACCAGGACCGGCUGGUCACUGAGAGAGAUCUGGCCAGCACGCCGAUACACAUGAGCUCCCAUCUGGCGCUCAUUGACACCCUGAUGAUGGCGUACACUGUGGAGAUGGUGAGUGUGGAGAGGGUGAUGACCUGCAUCAACAGGUGCUCCUCCGCUGAGCCCUCACACAUGGACGGGCACCUGCAGGAGCUGCCUUACGACACCGAGGAUGCAAUCCACACUUGGAUCAACAAGGUGAAUGAACACCUGCGGGACAUCCUUGUUGAAGAGCAGAAGCUGAGAGAGGCUUCCCCCCAGGAGUCAGAUGCGACAACACACAAAUCUCCUUGCAAAUGGUACUGGAGAUUAGUACCUGCUCGUUACAGGAAGGAUCAUGCCCAGCAGAUGAGCGCUCCAUCGCUCCCCCUGGUGGAGAACCUGCUGAAGGACAACACAGACGGCUGCGCUCUGACCACCCUGCUGCAUUUCUACUGCCCACAGGCCAUCAGGCUGGAAGAUAUCUGCCUGAAGGAGACCAUGUCUUUGGCUGACAGUCUGUACAACCUCCAGCUGGUGCAGGAGUUCUGCAGGGACAACCUCAACCACUGCUGCCACUUCAGUCUGGAGGACAUGCUCUAUGCACACGCGUCUAUAAAGAGUAACUACCUGGUGUUUAUGGCUGAGCUUUUCUGGUGGUUUGAAGUGGUUAAACCCUCAUUUGUACAGCCCAGAGUCUUUGAUCCAGACGCCUGUGAGCCUGUAUCAGCCUGUAGAAACAUGGCUCCUGUUUCCAGUCCAAUCAAACAGAGCUAUGCAGACGGACCUGACAGCCCCGACAAUGCCCCUGCACAGGGUAUAAUGAAGAGGUCCGCCUCCAUGUCCUACGUGGAUGGCUGUGUUGGGACAUGGCCCAAAGAAAAACGCUCCUCCUGUCGGGGAAUCUCCUUUGAGAUUCCUCUGGUCGGGGACCCGACUGUGCUGCCCGGCGAAGCUCCCGCUCUCGGCGGUAUGACCCGCUCGGCCAGCAGCGACGGUCUUGGGUUCAAAGUUCACUAUGCAUCUCGAGGGGGCAUGAAGCGCCACCUCUCCCUCAUGCCUGUCAAUGUCAACGGCCAGGGCAGACACAUAGCCGAGGAAGACGAGGAGUUCACCUGCAACAAACCCCUCGGGCGGAACAACACAUUCUCAGUCAAGAACCAAAGCAGGUACUCCAAUGGUGUCUUCCCAGAGAGCAAUCACCACGGCAACCGCAGAAGCCACAUUAGCCCAUCAACUCCUCCGAGCAUUGAGGAGGCCCUCAAGAUUAUCCACGACACUGAAAGGCCCCACGCUAGUCUGGGCGUGGGGGACGGAGACAAUGGCUUCUUUCUGCACGGCACGGAGCCUCCAGACCCUACGGACGCUUCAGGGGCCAAAGGUCAAGGAGACGAACAAGGUUCAGCCGAGGCUCGGCUGAACGACCACGACCCCAACUCUAUGUCCACAGACGAAGUGGACACAGGCAUCCAUGUGAGGACAGAGGACAUUCAGAGCUUGGAUGAGGACUCCUCCUCCCUGAGAGACUAUUCAGACAUCGACCCCGACUGUGAGGCCGUGACCCGGUCGUGCCCUCUGCCUGAACAGUCAGAGAAGGAGAAAAGCAGGGAAAGGGGGCGGGAAGGAGUCAGUGGUGCCAACCACGAGGGCGAGAUGGGAGAUGGGAGUGAGAGGGGCAGCCCCUGUCCCAGCUCGGCACCCACAAUCCAGAGAUCCCACCCAGGCAGCCCCGCCUCCUCCUCUGGGGGCUCUGGAGGAGGCGUGGUCCGGAUGACCAGCUUUGCAGAGCAGAAGUUCAGGAAGCUGGAGGGACGAAGUAGCGGAGGAACCACGCCGGAGAGUUCCGAUCUCAAUGUGCCGUAUACACAACUGCCAAAAAGCAUCUCUUUUCAGAUGUCUGCACCUCCUUUGCCAAUCACAUCUCCCUCCCCUGUAACGCCCUCCCCCCGAGACCCCUCGCAUCUGAUAGCCACUGAGAUGAUUCAGCUGAGGAUGAAGCUGGAGGAGAAACGGAGAGCCAUUGAAGCCCAAAAGAAGAAGGUGGAAGCAGCUUUCACCCGCCACCGCCAGAGGAUGGGCAGGACCGCCUUCCUAAAUGUAGUGAGGAGAAAAGGAAUCACCGCUCCCCUCAGCCCGAGCGCGGCAGAAGCGCCGUCUCCAGAACCACCGACGGCCUCCAAGGAAAGCAACCAGGGCAGCAUGGAGCGGGCGGAGAGGUGCAAGCCAGACGGGGCAGCUCCUAAAUCCCCGUGUGAGGAGGGUGGAGGGACGUCUCCGGGAGAAAUCGACCUGACGGAAUACACUCGCUCCAUUGAGAGGAUGAACACUUCGUUGGGCUUCCUGCAGACAGAGAUGCAGCGUUUGGCCCAGCAGCAGGAGAAGAUCAUGUCCAUGAGGGAGGAACAGCAGCAAUCCUGGGUCAUUCCUCCUCCCGCUCCGUCUCCACACAGGCAGCUGCGCGAGUUGCGCAGCAGCAGCGUGACCGGCCGAGGGUCGGGUCGAGGCUCCGUCGGGUCCUUAUCUCCCAUCCUUUCUUCCUCCGGCUCUCCUCGCCCUCCCAACCGCUCCCCCGCAGGCAUUAAGCGGCGUCCGGCCUCCUUCCACGCCAGGACUCCCAGGACCCCGCGACCAAACGAUCUGAAGGUCACGCCUUUCAGUCGAAUGCUAAACACCCAGACCUCAGUGGACAGCCUCCCCCGGCUAAGACGUUUCAACCCCAGCCAGAACCAGAACAGCUCGUUUGCUUACCUGGGCCACGACGAGGGGCCUCUGGAAGGACAAAACCAAGAGGCCAAGGACCACAGAGAAAACACCAAGGACAAAGAAGAUCUGGUGGUGAAGACGAGUGCUGGCACUCCUCAGCUGUCUGCUAAAGAAGCAGCCAAAGAGAAGGAAGAUGAGCGACAGAAGGAAAGGACGGGGGAAGUCCAGCCGGCGAGUUCAUCGGAGGUGUUGAGUCAACCGGUGUCUGAGAUCCAAAGGCCCACAGGCGGCCGGGUCAGGGAACAACCCCAGGACAGAAGACACCUGGUGGAGGUGACUCUGUCCGGGCUGAAACCUCCAGGAGGACGACCCGGCGGCCCCGAGACGGGAGGGGGCGAAGGAGAUGUAGAGGCGGGAGGUGACCCACUUGGAAAAGACCAAAAAAUGUGCUGUGGAUUCUUCUUCAAGGAUGACGUGAAAGCGGAAGAGGACAUGGCAGCAAAGAAAGCAUUUCUGCUGGAGAAGAGGCUCCGUAGGGAGAAAGAGACCCAGGAGAAGAAGCAACAGCAGGAGGUGGACCACGAGCAGAAGAGGGAGGCCGCGCGUUUGAAAGCUGACGAGGAUCAGCAGAAGAAGGAUCAGGAGAAGGCCAGGAGGGAAUACAUCAAGCAGGAGUUCAUGAGGAGGAAUCAGCUGAAGCUGAUGGAGAACGUGGACGAGGUCACCAAGCCCCGAUCUGGGAGUCUCAAGAAGAAGCCGCGGCCAAAGUCCAUCCACAGGGACGUCAUGGAGUCCCUCACGCCCCCCGUGAGAGCAACAGGCGUGCGUCCUCGAGGCUUCUCGGUGUCCAGCAUUUCUUUGGCGUCGCUCAAUCUGGCCGACGACGACCAGCCAAAUAACAGGAAGAACAACAGAGGCAAUAAAGUAGCCCACGUCCCGUUCUUUCUUAGCUCUCCCAAAGAGAGAAAGGGAAGGCCGGACUCUGCAGAGGGUUUUUCUUCUUGUCCUUCGACCGGCAGUCGCAACGAAGAGAAGGAUUGGGAAAAUGACUCCACCACCUCAUCCACGCCGUCCAACAACGAGUACACAGGACCCAAACUAUACAAGGAGCCGAGCGCCAAGUCCAACAAGUACAUCAUCCAAAACGCCCUGGCUCACUGCUGCCUGGCCGGCAAGGUCAACGAAGGGCAGAAGAACAAGAUACUUGAUGAAAUGGAGAAAUCCGAAGCCAAUAACUUCCUUUUGUUGUUCCGUGACGCCGGGUGCCAGUUCAGGUCCGUGUACGCCUACUGCCCGGAGACGGAGGAGAUCACCAAACUGGCCGGCAUCGGGCCGAAGAGCAUCACCGUCAAGAUGAUCGAGGGCCUGUACAAGUACAACUCGGACCGGAAGCAGUUCAGCCUGAUCCCGGCCAAAACGAUGUCCGCCAGCGUGGACGCCAUCACCAUCGCCAGCCACCUGUGGCAAACCAAGAAGCAGGCCACGCCCAAAAAACUGCACGCCAAGUAGCACCAAUGUGGCCGGGCGGGCGAGAUGUGGACUCUCUGGAAAGAACACGGGAGGAGAAUUUGUGUAUUUUACGUUUUUUUUCAUUCGACGGACACGCGGCGCCGCCGCAAUAAAUCACAACUGGAAUGUAGAACACAAGUGGGUGCCAUAGACGUUGCUGUUUACUGAGUUGACUGUUACGCUCCGAAGUACCUAAACGCAACACGAGUGUUUACUAGCAUGUGUAUCGAUGUUCAUAUGUGCCAAAAAAAAAGAGAAAGAAAAAGGAAUAAAGGGGGACCGAUACCGUACGAAGUUGAACCACUGAAGCGCUGAAUGUCACGCCUCACCAAGAGGCCGUUUGGUUUCUACACGUUUGAUCAUGUGUGGCCUUAUGCUUGUUUUGUUGUCAUACGGAUGAGCUGUGUGUUGGCGUCAGUGUGUCAGCGCCUGUUGAAACACACUAUUGUGAUACAGGAGAGUUUGUGUGCACUCGCGGCGUCUGGGAUCAGAUUACGCCCUCUUCAGUUGUUACAGUGAGUCUGUCCGAUCCGCGAUCAGGUGGAAGCAACAUCUUUUAUAGGAAUUAUGAGUUACGAAACAUGAGUCUUUAGUUCUUGCAUUUUCUUUCUUACAUGUGACUGAAAAACAUUUAAACAAUUCCAAUUUGUGUACGUGUGCAUAGUGACGUGCCAAGAAGAGUGAGGAAAAUACCUCAGUAUGUGAUUGCAAUUACUUUCCCUAUUGAGCAUAUGGAGUAACAUGAAACAAUUCUGCUAGAGACUUUUAAUUUAUUUCAUUUUCAUUAUGCUUUUAAAGUUAUUCUGUCUUAGAUUUAUAUUCAGAGGAACAUAAUAUACUGUACGUAUAUAAGUUAAGUUUGUAUAUGGUUGCAUUUCGAUCCUAAAUGAGCAAGUCCGCUUGCAGUAGCUUUUAUUAUUUAUCACGUAUGAGUAUCAGUGUAUUGUCCUUUGGGGCCUUAAUUGUGCUACAAAUACAAAAAGUGUGAUCACUCAGAAGCAACUCUGGUAAGGCGAUUAUCAGUAGUAGAAUAUACAUAAUCCCAACCUGUUUCAUCUGUCUGUGCAAUUUUAGAGUAAUUGAAAUAACCGCCAUGUUGCAGUUGGAACUAACAAAUACUUAAAAUGCCACUUUAAUGUGGAUAUUGUCUUAACUGUUAGAGCUUGGUAACCCUCAAAGUAGAUUGUAAAUAAAUGAAUCCAUGACCGUGACCCAUCGUUUCCGCUGCAGGACGCUCGUGCUUGUUACUUUAGUUUUUCCUUACUUUAUCACAUGUUACUCCAGCAUGUGUUGGCACUGUACAUAUAUAUAUUUUGGCAUAUAGAAGUAUUUUUUGUAAUGACAUUGAACUGUUGGAGUGUGUACUAAUGAAGCAGUGCAUCUGUUGAAGGAAGUGUGUAGAAAGCAGAGGAAAGCUACAUGAAAUUUAUUGAGGUUUUAAUGUGGUGUUAUAUAUAAAUCCAUUAAGCAAACUGAGAAAAUCAUUGCAUUUUUUUCCAACUCUGAAUCCGUUUUCUUUUCAAUUUACUAAAUAUGCACAGCUGUUCACGGGGUUCUGUUGUUUUUCUAUUACUUUGAGCUUUAUUAAAAUUCCAACUAUCAACAGUA
Gasterosteus aculeatus aculeatus (three-spined stickleback) is the source of this 6355-nucleotide messenger RNA. NCBI's taxonomy places the organism in Eukaryota, Metazoa, Chordata, Actinopteri, Perciformes, Gasterosteidae. The record is from RefSeq and is a predicted model, not a curated record.